CAGCAUCUAUAUAAAGACUACGCUCUCAUUAUCUUAUUUCUCUUCAGUAUCUUAUUCACAACUGAAUUUCAAUUGCUUAUUUGCGGCAUGCAGCAAAUUAUACAGCAUAAACUGCUUCAAGCUCGAUAUAAUCGGGCUGAUUGAACGGAUGGGUGCUGCACAGUACCAACUGUUUCCCGGAAUUUUUCUAAGCUACAAUCUCAACACAAGUGAAGUCCCUCAGAUGAUGCUCCGGUCGUUGGAAACAGGAAACAUGAACGAAGAGUUCGACAAUUACAUAUCAGAUCGACUAAACCAGUAUUUAAACUCGCUUACGUUAAACAUUAAAGUCCUCGACCCGUCCACUAUGCAUCACGCUAGAAAGUUAAGCAAUGAGAUUUUUUCACGCCUAGUGCCACACGAAACAGGUCGUAGAAAGGGACACAACAACAAUGCUAUGUGGAUGGCAGGAACCGUUGCAGCAGUCAGCGUCUCGGCUCUUGCCGCUAUAUCAGGGAAAGCCCUCAUGACUUCCUUGCUCGCACUGAUGCUCACAGGAGCCAAAAUGAUGCACAAAGGCGGUGGUGGAGGCGGUUACGGAUGCAAAAGUGCCGCUCUUAUUGAUGCCAGGACAAUGGAGAUAGACAGAAUAGCGGCAGCGGCAGAGACGGAAUUUAAUCAGCAUAUACCGAUUCAUGUUUUCACGCCUUCAGCUCACGGACAGCUGACUUCAUACAGUGGUCCUCCUAAACACUGAAAAGUAUUUUCAAUGAGAAAAACUUUAUCUCUUUUUGAGACAUCAGACCUCCAAAUGACAAAAUAAAAUCAGCUUAUUAAAAUAAAUUAACAUAUGGAUAUUGAACGAGUAGCUAUAUUGAGAGAACCGAUAGUACGUUAUUUUGGCUGCAUUUACAAAAUUCUAAGUGUUAAUAUCAAUAAAUAAUUACUGAGCAUGAAAGACGUGUGUUAUUACCAUCCGCGGCCUGAGUGCACGGGUGGCAUAACAAAUGCAAGUGUUUUCUUCUGUGAGUGUAACUCUUUCCAAGAAGCCAUAGACGCAUGGGUCCCGCUAGAAGUGAGGCUUGGAGCUUAUAGGAGGGAGAAAUUAAAAAAAAUCCGAGCUCCGGAACUGAACAUUGGAACGUUUAGAGAAGAAAACGGAAAAUUAGUUGGGGACAAGGAUGCAGAUAGGUGGAUCCAGUACGAUGUCGACCUAUGCAGUUAUUGGCGAUCAUACAAGGCGAGCCCACACGGUAAGAGGAGGGCGACAGGAUCAUGCGGUGAGAGAAGCUUGUUGACUGACAUGACACCCUUAUCAGAAUAUCCGGCCAGAAGGCGUGAGGCUGAUUGGGGCGACUGGCCCGUAGAAAGAACAUACGUUAGUUACGUUCCAGACAAGAAAGGCCUACUGUCCAGCAUGAUGACAAGAUAUGUCGAGGCCGCGAUGGCAUUAGGAAUAUCACCAAUGAACCUUAACAUGAGAGUAAAUAUUGUGAACCCGAACGGUCCCGAGUAACAAAAUCUACAGGAACAAAUGUGUUACUUACUCUGCAUUUGCGAAUUGAGCAAGAUAACUUCUUCGUGAAGUUCUUCAUUCAGAUGCGGAAAUUUGAGCCAACAGACUAAUUCUGCCAGUUUUGAUUUAUCUGAUGAAAUUUUGGCACAUUGCUAAAAUAAACAAUUAGAAUUACUAAAUACAUAAUUUUACAGUAAUACAGAAAAA
Cimex lectularius (bed bug) is the source of this 1702-nucleotide messenger RNA. RefSeq lists its product as uncharacterized. The transcript has 7 exons. The record is from RefSeq and is a predicted model, not a curated record. Bases 149 to 736 code for a protein of 195 amino acids. Lineage: Eukaryota; Metazoa; Arthropoda; Insecta; Hemiptera; Cimicidae.